AUGACUAUUUCAAUAAUUUUAUUUCUGUUGAUUAUAGUGUCAUUAUUUGAACAUAACUCAACUUUUCACUUCAAUAAUGGGCUUAUAUACAAUGGCAAAAUAUUUGACAUCAAAAAAUAUCCAUACGUAAUGUGUCUUAAAUUUUAUAAUGGACCUGAAUAUAGUGGGUGCACAGGCUCAUUAGUAAAAAAAAAGUUCGUAUUGACAGCUGCUCACUGUUGUCAUGGUCAAAAGGCAAGUGGUGUACAAGUUAUUCAAGGAUCACCAUUAGUUAAUGGACCUAUUCAAAGGGUUUCAAAAAUAUACCAACACAAAGACUAUGAUCCAAUAAAAAAUCCUUUUGCUCCCCGGGGAGAUGUUUGUGUGUUACAGCUAAAAAAAUCAUUCCCAAAUAUCAAGACAUUUAUAAAAAUUGGUGGCUCACCUAAAGAUUUUGACGGAGGCAAAAAGUUGAGUUGUACUUUGUUUGGAUUUGGUGGUACUGGUGAUAAUAGAACGACAGGUAAAUCAGGUUAUAUGAUGACUAAUGAUGUCGUUUAUGGUAAAACAGCUUGUCAAUUACACGACAGUGUAGAAAUAAAAGCUUCAUGGAAACAAUAUUUAUGUCUGGUACCGAACGGCAUUUCAACAACAUGUACAGGAGACAGUGGAGGUCCGAUGAUAUGCAAUGGCGUUCAAUACGGAGUAUGCAGUUUUGGAUUUCCCUACGCCGGAGGGCCAGGUGGAUGUGGCCUUCCUAACCAGCAAGAGAUUUACUCGUUCUUACACUCUCAUUUAAAAUGGAUAAACAGUAUAAUAGAGCCAAAAAAAAAAAAGAACUCUGGAAAUUUGCUUAAGCUACAUACUAUUAUUUUUCAUACAAGUUUAACAAUAUUAUUGUGUAAUGUGUUAAUUUUUAUUUGA
Messenger RNA from Myzus persicae (green peach aphid), 903 nucleotides. RefSeq names its product chymotrypsin-1-like. The transcript has 4 exons. NCBI's taxonomy places the organism in Eukaryota, Metazoa, Arthropoda, Insecta, Hemiptera, Aphididae. Gene Ontology annotation, biological process: proteolysis. Gene Ontology annotation, molecular function: serine-type endopeptidase activity. Bases 1 to 903 code for a protein of 300 amino acids. The record is from RefSeq and is a predicted model, not a curated record.